UAUAUUUACGUCAGUGACCUCCUGAUGCAGUCUGUCAUCCUCUGACACCCUCAAGGAUGAAGCUCGUGCUACAGUCGUGAUUGAUCGCCGUUGUCACGCCUCCAGAGCUCCACACACACCCGACGGAUGAGUUUGCAGCAAGAAAUCACUUCAGUCGAAUCAAAAGCGAUUCUCUGAAAUCAAACUAAGGCAGCCUCUCCAACAUCUCGCCCUUCACCUGGUUUGGAUUUUUACGGCUCACCGCCCAACAAUUACACAGACUUUAGUGGAUAAGAGGUGUUCUGGGACAAUGGAGGUGUCAAAGGAUGACGUGCAGAGAUGUGUGAUGAAAUCUUGGAAUUUACAUUCCCCUUUAUAUCUGCGCUAUCCUCAGCAAAGAGCAGCCCAGUGUAACCAUGGCAACAGCAGCAUCCUCUGAGUAAUGAUUUACAGUACCUUCAGUGUUGAGAAGAACUCAAAUAAUGGGAUCUCACAGGACAGUGGCAAGGAUUUAGCGAUGACUUUCCAGCCUUGGCUAGAUGAUCCCUGGUAAUAGCUGCCAUGUUUACAUGUAAUGGCAGCUCAUUGGAAUGGUGUGGCCUUCUUGAACCAGAAGAAAGUGAGAUGCAAGAGUCUGAUACUGCCCUUAUGCCCACCACUCUCAGGGUGCUCCUGGCUGCCAUCAUGAUCUUCAUGAUCACCAUUGGUUUUCUUGGCAAUGCCAUUGUGUGUCUGAUAGUGUAUCAGAAGCCAGCCAUGCGUUCAGCCAUUAAUCUGCUCUUGGCCACACUGGCUUUUUCAGACAUCCUGCUGUCUCUGCUAUGCAUGCCAUUCACCGCCGUCACUCUCACAACUACAGACUGGAGCUUCGGAGUGGGAUUCUGCCGCAUCUCCAUCAUGCUGUACUGGCUGUUUGUUCUAGAAGGUGUGUCCAUCCUUCUGAUCAUCAGCGUAGAUCGGUUCCUCAUUAUAGUUCAGCGACAGGACAAGCUAACGCCCCAUCGGGCGAAAAUCCUUAUCACUACGUCAUGGGCUCUAUCGCUUUGCUUGUCCCUACCAUCUGUCGUCGGCUGGAGGAUAGCUGGGAUCGGGGAGCAAGUACCGCAAUGCAUUCUGGGAUACAGUGAAUCCCUGGCAGACAGGGGUUACACGGUUCUGCUUGCGCUCGCUGUGUUUUUCGUGCCAUUUGGUGUGAUGUUGUAUUGCUAUCUGUGUAUACUCAACACAGUUCGACGCAAUGCACUGCGCAUCCAUAAUCACACCAGCGAAGGCAGCGUCGCUGUCAACCAUGUCAGCAAGUUGGGGUUAACUGGUCUGCAGCGACCCCAAGUCAAUGUGGACAUGAGUUUUAAAACCAGGGCCUUCACCACUAUCCUCAUCCUGUUCAUUGGCUUCUCCGUGUGUUGGCUGCCACAUACGGUGGUGAGUCUGCUGGCGGUGUUCAGUAGACGCUUCUACCUCAGCCCGGCCUUUUACCCCAUCAGCAUCGGGGCACUGUGGUUGAGUUACCUCAAAGCGGUCUUCAACCCGGUGAUAUACUGCUGGAGAAUCCGAAAGUUUCGUGAAGCCUGCCUGGAGUUCAUGCCCAAGACCUGUCAUCUCUGUCCCAAGAUUCCUGGGCGAAGUCGCAGGCGUAUAAGACCCAGCAACAUCUAUGUGUGCAGCAGUGAGACCCAGUCUUCUGUCUAGGAUUAGCACCAAAGCAUGUUUCAAACUGACCGUGAAUGGAAGAUGAUGUUUAAAUAUGACCAAGAACACUUAUUAUUUGAAUACUUGACAAAUAACUCCUCCAGUCAUAAUCUGCAGUGAUGAAGGAAAUAGCAUCUGCUGUCUGAAAAUCAUAAAGCAUUUUUCAUAUAUGUUCCUGAACAAGGUCAUUUCUUUAUUUUUUCUGUUGGAAAGAUUUGAUGUGUUCUGCCAUUUUGCAAAAAUGAAAAUUUGGCAAAUAAAGUAACUAAACUGGUGAUUUACUGGAAAUUUUUGACAGAAUUUAUUCAUGGUUAAUUGAGUUUUUUUUUUUUUUUUUUUUUGCAUUCAUAUUUUAUGCAUUUAGCAGACGUUUUUAAAGGGAUUGUAUGACGUUGCAAAAACAAAACAAAACAUUAUUCUGUGUAUUUAGUAUAAUGAAAUGUGUUCAUCAGGUUUAAGGUAAAACAAAAAACACAUUAAUUUCCACAUAAUAUAAAUUAUUGUGUCUCCUCUAUGCCCUGCCUUUCUGAAAUGUGUCGAUAAUUACAAAGCUCAUCUUUCUGAAAAGCAAAGUGUGCUCUGAUUAGCCAGCUAUCCAGUGCAUUGUUAUUGGCCGAAUUCCUCAAGCGUGUGAUGGAAAUGUCACGCCCUUACCGUAAUGUGAUGUGUGUCUUGGCACAUUGAGACAAAAACAAUAAAUCCAUUAUAAAUUAGGCAUUUUUUUGCAUCCAGUGGGGACAUAAUUACUGAUUAUAAUGACUUAUACUGUGUUUUUAUGCGUUGCAUUGCGUAUGGUGCUGCGUCUGCAUUUGUGUUUGGAGAAAUGACAAACACAAGCACUAUUCUACACUGCUCAAAACUCAUGUUUGAAUCAUCAGUGGCAAAUUCUUUAAAUAUGAAAACUUACUUACAGACUGUGGGUCAGAAGCACCAGACUGUCCUUGCAAAGUUGGAACUGCCCCACUUUAUAGAAACAGACUAAUCUUAACUUUUAAACAGAAUAUCUCUUUGGAUUUGAGACUUUAGUCUUUGCAACUUUACAGAUCCUCAUGCACCAAGAGCUUGUAACACUCCAAAGAGAAGGGACAAUCUUCAAGCAAAGCAACUUACAGUGCAUUCAAGGUGUCUGUGCAGCCCACUAGGUAACAACCCCAUGGCAUUUUUCCUAUUUAAUAUUGGUUCACAUCAAUUUCAAAAUGAUCUAUUCUCCCACAUUUAAGCUAUGCUUGUCAAUAAUCUUAACCACCUUGAGUUUACCUUGAACACGAGUCCCAAAGUGAAACUGCAGGACUGGUGGGAGUUGAACUGCAUGCUUGUUGUCCAUCAAAUUAAACAAAUAUAUGAAAGUGGAC
This is a messenger RNA of Carassius gibelio (silver crucian carp), 3020 nucleotides long. RefSeq names its product high-affinity lysophosphatidic acid receptor-like. Gene Ontology annotation, molecular function: G protein-coupled receptor activity. The transcript is spliced from 3 exons. Gene Ontology annotation, biological process: G protein-coupled receptor signaling pathway. The record is from RefSeq and is a predicted model, not a curated record. Gene Ontology annotation, cellular component: membrane. Lineage: Eukaryota; Metazoa; Chordata; Actinopteri; Cypriniformes; Cyprinidae. Bases 541 to 1668 code for a protein of 375 amino acids.